CACCACUACGCUAAAAAGUAUUGUAAAUUGUAAACAUAUGUAUGUUUUGUUUACAUUUUUAAGAAAUGGGAGGAAAAAGUUAUUAUUGCGACUACUGCUGUUGUUUUAUGAAAAACGAUUUGAAUGUGCGCAAAUUGCACAAUGGUGGUAUUUCCCACACAAUUGCCAAGACCAAUUAUAUGAAACGAUAUGAGGAUCCCAAAAAGAUAUUGGGCGAGGAACGCAAGAAAACCCCUUGCAAGCGAUACUUUGGUGGCUACUGCAAAUUUGAAAUGUAUUGUAAAUAUUGUCACUAUAGUGAGAAGGAAUUACAGGAGCUGGAAAAACUAGUUCUUGCCAAAAAAAAGGCCAACUCCAAAAAGAGAAAGAAAUCCACAAAAUGGCCCUGGAAAACUCAUACGCAAAAGGGAUUGCCUAUAUCAUUACAACCCAUUCAGUUAGCCAGGCUCGAAAGAACCUAUUUUGAACUAAGCUGGGGUUAACGAACAGAUAUAUGUAUAUUUACAUC
Messenger RNA from Drosophila suzukii, 508 nucleotides. Its product is annotated as zinc finger matrin-type protein 5. Gene Ontology annotation, cellular component: U12-type spliceosomal complex. Gene Ontology annotation, molecular function: zinc ion binding. NCBI's taxonomy places the organism in Eukaryota, Metazoa, Arthropoda, Insecta, Diptera, Drosophilidae. The record is from RefSeq and is a predicted model, not a curated record.